Molecule: messenger RNA, 447 nt
Organism: Paramuricea clavata
Lineage: Eukaryota; Metazoa; Cnidaria; Anthozoa; Malacalcyonacea; Plexauridae
Source: the annotation of a GenBank genome assembly
AUGGAUGAAAAAAUUAAUGUCUCAGUAACGGUAGAACAGCUAAGAGCAGCAAGAAACGACACAUCAAAGCAACUACUCCCUCUGGUCAAGCUUGGCAAAUAUUACUUAAAAAAGGCGAAGACAACCGCAAAUGGGGCUGAUUUCACAAAAGCCGACGCAAUUUUCAAUGCUGCUCUUGUAAGAUCGAGACUUGUGAACGAUGAAAAAAGCGAAAACGAAAUACUUCAAGAAAUCGUUGAUAUUUAUCGCGAAUUUCUGUUGUCUUUGGCAAAUGAUGUGGAGGUCAGCUGUGUAGAUGAGAUUCGCAACGAAAUUGAUUCUCAUAAGGAGUUCGUAGCCAACGAGAGACGGGUCUUCAAAGAGCGUCUUGAUGAAAUCGAUUCUUGCUUCAAUACGACUGAUAAAACCGAGGAUGAAUAUAAGGUAUAUUUGAAAAUUAAAGUGUAA